AUGCCGGUCCAUGCAAAGCCAGUCAAGAAAGUAUUGGAAGAAGCUGACAAUCCUAACUCUUCGACUUCAACAAAGAAUAUCGUGAAAGGAAAAUAUUUCGACCGUGUGGUUAUUAUCGUAAUGGAAAAUCAAAAUUAUGAUGUUGCUUACAAAAACAAAUUCAUCAAGAAUCUUAAUAAAGAGUACGGAAAUGGUAUACUCUUAACAAAUUAUCUUGCAACCACACAUCCCUCCCAACCAAACUAUAUUGCCUUGAUUAGCGGUUCAACCAGAGGUACAAACGAAGAUGACGAAUCCAAUAUUGAUCGUAAAAACUUGGUAGAUUUGUUGGAAAAAAGAGGUGUUUCUUGGAAAACUUAUCAAGAGGAUUACCCUGGCAACUGCAAUAAGAAAAUGGACAUUAAUAAAUACGCACGAAAACAUAACCCAUUCAUAUCGUUCAAAAACAUACAAACUAACAAACGCCGUUGCUCCAAGAUUGUAAACUCAAGUCAAUUAGACAAAGAUAUCUCGAAUAAUGCUGUCCCUCAGUUUGUAUUCUACACCCCUAAUAUCGAUAACGACGCACACGAUACGGAUAUGGCCUUUGGAUCCAGAUGGUUGAAGAGGUUUCUUGCUUCCCGUAUUAAAGAAAGAGCUUUCAAUGAGAAUACCAUGUUUGUUCUCACUUUUGAUGAAGACGAUGGAGCUUCCGAUGACAAUCGCGUUCUGACAGUGUUAUUUGGUCCCGAUUUUCAUCACAAAAUCAUAUCUGGAACAGAUAAGACAAAAUAUACGCAUUAUUCUUUACUAAGAACAAUUGAAGAUAAUUGGGAUCUUGGCGAUUUAGGACAACAUGAUAAGAAUGCAAAACUUAUCAGCUUGUAA
Mycotypha africana is the source of this 867-nucleotide messenger RNA. RefSeq names its product phosphoesterase family-domain-containing protein. Gene Ontology annotation, biological process: phospholipid catabolic process. Bases 1 to 867 code for a protein of 288 amino acids. Lineage: Eukaryota; Fungi; Mucoromycota; Mucoromycetes; Mucorales; Mycotyphaceae. The record is from RefSeq and is a predicted model, not a curated record. Gene Ontology annotation, molecular function: hydrolase activity, acting on ester bonds. The transcript is spliced from 4 exons.